AUGGAGAUUAACUUGGAUUCUGAUAGUGAAUCUGUGAAGGAGGCAACUAAGUUCCUCCUUAUCGGUAAAAUCAUCUCUGAUAAACCGGUCAAUCGCAAAGGUGCCAUGGGUGUUCUUCGAAGUAUUUGGGGGUUGAAGGAGGGACCGGUUAUCACUGAGCUUGGUAUGCAAAUCUUUGGGUUGGCCUUUCAUUCGAAAGAUCAGAUGGUUCAAGCUAUGCUUGGGAGUCCAUGGACAGUCAUGGGUUUCUGUUUUAUUCUUAAACGGUGGGAGAUUGAAAAAUCGAUUUCUGAGAUUUCCUUUGAUAAAGUUCAGUAUUGGGUUCAAGUCCAUGAUCUGCCCCUGGAAAUGCAGACUGUGGUCAAUCUCAAGAAGAUUGGUGAUUCCAUCGAAAGAGUGAUUACUCUAGAAAAGCCGGAGUGGAUCCAAGGAGCUGGAAGGUGUUAUAUGCGGUUGCGAUUGGAAUUUGAUGUGCAUAAGCCUUUAACUCCUGGCUUCUGGGUUCCUCGCAAAGAUAAGGCGAAACUAUGGGUCAAUUUGAAGUAUGAGAAAUUAGGUGAUUUUUGCUUUGAAUGUGGGAAGUUUGGUCAUAUGGCGAAGAACUGUGGAGAGUUGGUCUCAACUGGAAAUAGAGAUCAUAUGUUUGGGCCAUGGAUGAGAGCAGCUCCGGUGAGAUCAGUUAUGGAAGAUCGUUUGAUAAAUGUUGAGGAGAAAGGAACCUUUGAGCUUCCCUAUUAUGGUCCUGUGCAGGAAAAUGCCGGUAUUCUCACUAGGAAGUGGCCGGAAUCUCAAUCCGGUGGAGUUUCUGAACUUGAUGAAGAUGAAUAUCGUGAAUUCUGUGAACAGGUUAGUAAGUCGAGUAAGGCGGCGCGUGCGAUUUAUGUAGAUAAUCCUCUUGACAAGCGCGUGGAGAUUUCUGGAGAGGCUAGUCAGGCGCGUGAUCAGUUGGACGUUUCUGUUAGUAAAACGCGCUCAGUUGAGCGCGUCACUUUGGAAGGUGGUGUCUCUAGAAUCGAGAAUGCUCAAGUUGUUAGUAGUGGGAUUUCCGUUUCUGCUGAUUUGGAUAAACGAACCAGUAUAGCACACGUGGAUAAUCAGGUGGUUUCUGUUGAUAAGGAACGAGUAUCUGCUGUGAGCCAAGAAGGGUAUAAUCUGAUGCAACCCCUUGUAAGAUCUUCUUCCCUUCCCGCCCUAAACUCUCCUCCUAGCCCUGUUCCUAUUUCCAUUCCAUCUAAUGAAGUAGCUUACAUUGAUAAGAAUUUGGGGAGUGAUAAGGAGAACUUAGAACCUGGGAACUCUAAUGUGAACAACCGUUAUGCUUCUACUUCUAACUAUGAACAAGCUAUUAUCCCUACUGGUAAACCCCCUGGUUCACAAGAAGCUGCUCUGUUAUCUGAUCAACCAGCCGUAUCUGAGGAGAGGGUCGAGUCUGCUGUCUUAUAUCAGGUUGAGAUUGGGCUGUCAAGUUUUUUUAGGAAUUUGAAUCUUAAAAGAAGAUUUAAGGAUGCUAUGUUGCAAGACCAGAUUAAUAGCAAAAAGAUGUGGGUUGAAAGUGAAAGUGGCUUUACUAUGAAGUAUAUCUCUAAUGAAAGAAGUGUGGAUGUAGAGAUGGUUGCAUCUCAGGAUACUGAAGUGAUAUCUAGUGAUAAAACCAAUAGAGUUAUUGUGAGUAGAAGAAUGAGAAACAGAGCUGUAUCUGUUGGUAAUAGAAGACUUAAAGAUGUUCAUGGUGCGGGGCCAACCUUGACAGUCCAAGCUCUUAAGGAGCUAAAUAGGAAGAAUGGUCCCCAGAUUCUCUUUAUCAUGGAAACUAAGAAUAAGAGGAGGUAUAUGGAGAAUCUGAGAAGGAAACUGAAGUUUAGUCAUGGUUUUUAUGUUGAUCCGGAAGGUUUAAGCGGCGUACUAGCUUUAUGGUGGAAUGAUGAAGUAUCUGUUCAUAUUAUUAGAGGCUGUAAAAAUCUAAUUGACUCUACUGUUACUGAUCAGAAGAGUGGUAUUGCUUGUCGCAUUUUUUGGGUAUAUGGGCCUCCAGAGGCAAGUGACAGAGCUCGGUUUUGGCAUUUAGUUCACAGGAGAAUGGAAGAACAGAAUACUCCUUGGUUAUGUGUUGGGGAUUUCAACGACAUUCUAUAUCUCCAUGAGAAGGAAGGCGGAAGUACUAAGGAGUAUUGGAAGAUCAGAAAUUUCAGGGAUAUGAAGAGUUGUAGAAGAGCUCUCUUGAACUGGAGUAAGAAGGCCUUCCUCAAUAAUAAGGAAGUUAUUGAAAGCAUCAAACAGAAAAUUGCAGCUAUCCAGGAUAAAGCAUGUUCUGCAGAAAGUUAUAUGAAGGUAGAAGAGCUUGUAUCCCAACUUCAAGAAGCUUGGAGUAAGGAAGAACAGUAUUGGUAUCAAAGGUCUCGAAUCAAAUGGCUAAAAGAUGGAGAUGCCAACACCAAAUUUUUUCAGCAAACCACCAUUCAGAGGCGUCAGGAUCAAGCACUUUUUCAUGUGCCCAGAGUUGUUACUGAUCAGAUGAACAAUGACCUUACAAGAGAUAUCUCUGAGGAAGAAAUCCGAAUUGCGACUUUCCAACUUGGAGCUACCAAAGCCCCUGGUCCUGACGGCUACAAUGGCACUUUUUACCAUAAGUAUUGGGACAUUGUGAAAGAGGCAUUUUGUGGAGCUGUUACAAGUUUCUUCUCUUCUGGUCAUAUGCUUCAUGAGAUCAACAAUACCAAUAUCAUCCUUAUCCCUAAAACCAAAAAUCCUGAACUAGUAACCCAAUUCAGACCCAUUAGCCUGUGCAACUUUGUCUAUAAAAUCAUCUCCAAAGUGCUAACCAAUAGACUUAAACCCUUUAUGGAUUCUAUCAUUACCCAAGAACAAGGAGCUUUUGUUGGAGAGAGACAGAUCCAAGACAAUAUCCUUAUAGCCUCAGAGGCCUUCCAUUAUCUCAAGCUUAAGAAAAGGGGGAAGAAUUAUGAUAUGGGCUUGAAGCUGGACUUGAAUAAAGCAUAUGAUAGAGUGGAGUGGGGUUUCUUGGAGGUAACUCUGGAAAAGCUUGGCUUUUGUCAAAAAUGGAUUAAGUGGAUUAUGGAGUGUCUUUCUACGGUCUCCUAUACACUUGUUAUCAAUGCUACAAAGGAGAAUUGUGAUGGCAUGGCAUGGAUUCUCAAAGCCUAUUGUGAGGCCUCAGGGCAGCUUGUCAAUCUGCAGAAAUCUAGCAUAAUCUUCAGCAAUAACACUCCAGCUCUAAUCAGGAACCAAGUUGAAAGCUCUCUUCAGAUUGCGGGUGCCACCAAUCCUGGCACAUAUUUGGGUGUGCCUAACUUUUGGGGUAAAUCUAAAUGUCAGGCCAUGAAGUUUAUUCAGGAAAGGAUUCGGGAUAAGCUGCAAGGAUGGAGGCAAUGUCUUCUAUCAAAAGGGGCUCGCAAAGGGGCACGAGCCUCAUGGUCUUGGGAUAGCAUCCUUGAAGGAAGGAAGAUUCUGCAGGAACAUAUAAGGUGGCAAAUCCUUAAUGGAGAAAAAGUUGAUAUUUGGAAGGACAGAUGGGUCCCAGAGCAUGAUAUCCUUAAACAGAAUGGUGAGCCUAUUGGAGGAAAUCUUCCACAAAAAGUAGCAGAGAUUAUGGACAAGGAUGAAAGGCUAUGGAAGCUUGAAGCUAUUAAGGAUGAGUUCAACCCCAAUGUCCUUAACAAUAUUGAGAAGCUUCCCAUUUGUCACAGCACAGAGGAGGAUCGUGUAGUCUGGCCUUACAACAAGGAUAGCUCUUAUUCUGUGAAAUCAGGUUAUUUUGCAAUUAAAAGUCAAGUCCCAAGAAUCUUGUCCUCUUCUUCCUCUUCGCAUCAGAGCCCAGCUGUUGGCCAUUUGAAAAUUAAUUGCGACGGGGCCUUUGAUGAAGACACAGGUGCGGCAGCCUUUAGAGUCAUUGUGAGAGAUUGUAAUGGUCGUAUCAUUGACGGUAUAGCUAAGUCUCUUCUGGUCUCCUCCUGUGUAGAGGCUGAAGCUAUAGCCAUUAAGGAAGCCCUUAAUCUUGCUCAAGAUCGCAAGUUUGACUCUAUUACUGUUGAAACUGAUUCUGAGGUUGUGCUGCGUAGUAUUCAAAGUUUUCCAAAGGACCGUGUUCAUGAUUGGAGAAUCCUUCCUACUGUCAAAGACAUUAAAGAAUCUCUAGACUCUUUUGCAUCGGUGGAGCUAUCCUGGAUUGGUAGAAAAGCAAACUUGGCAGCCAAUUGGGUUGCGACUUCUAUGAGGAAAGGGAUGUGCCCUCUUGACUAG
Corchorus capsularis is the source of this 4257-nucleotide messenger RNA. Lineage: Eukaryota; Viridiplantae; Streptophyta; Magnoliopsida; Malvales; Malvaceae. The record is from the annotation of a GenBank genome assembly.